Messenger RNA from Mercurialis annua (annual mercury), 3428 nucleotides. Its product is annotated as uracil-DNA glycosylase, mitochondrial. Lineage: Eukaryota; Viridiplantae; Streptophyta; Magnoliopsida; Malpighiales; Euphorbiaceae. Gene Ontology annotation, molecular function: uracil DNA N-glycosylase activity. Bases 18 to 944 code for a protein of 308 amino acids. Gene Ontology annotation, cellular component: nucleus; mitochondrion. The transcript has 5 exons. Gene Ontology annotation, biological process: base-excision repair, AP site formation via deaminated base removal; base-excision repair. The record is from RefSeq and is a predicted model, not a curated record.
GUUGGGUUUUUGUUGGCAUGGAAGUGAAAUCCCAAGUGGAGAAGAAAGGCAAUGGUGCAGCCAAAACCCUGAGAGACUUUUUUGAACCCGCAGCAACCAAGCGUCUCAAACUAUCCAAACCCACAGAUUGUUCCUCCUCAUCACCCCUCACUCCAAAUCAGAAAUCUCGCAUCGACUUCAAUAAACUACUCGCAAAUUCCAAGCGAAAUCUCAAUCUCUGUCUCCAAUUAGUCUCCAAAUCCCAAGGUUAUGUGAAAUUGGAGGAGCUGUUAGUCGAGGAGACAUGGCUGAAAGCCGUACCGGGCGAGCUACAGAAGCCGUAUGCGACGGCUCUAUGCAAAUUUGUUGAGAAGGAGAUGAGCUGUGGGACUGUGCCAAUAUACCCACCUCAACAUUUGAUAUUCAAUGCUCUGAAUUCGACUCCUUUUGAUAAUGUUAAAGCUGUGGUUAUUGGACAAGACCCUUACCAUGGCCCUGCUCAGGCAAUGGGUCUUGCCUUUUCCAUUCCACAAGGACUUAAAAUUCCUUCUAGUCUUGCUAACAUUUUUAAGGAACUUAAGCAAGAUCUUGGCUGUUCCAUUCCUUCUCAUGGAAAUCUUCACAGCUGGGCUCUUCAGGGUGUUCUAUUGCUUAAUACUGUUCUUACAGUUAGGAGCCAUCAAGCAAACUCUCAUGCUAAAAAAGGAUGGGAACAAUUUACAGAUUCAGUAAUCAGAUCAAUUUCUCAGAGGAAGGAAGGAGUUGUGUUUCUGCUCUGGGGAAACUCAGCUCAAGAGAAAUCCAAGUUGAUUGAUGAGACAAGGCAUUAUAUUUUGAAGGCAGCACAUCCUUCUGGUUUAUCUGCAAAUAGAGGUUUCUUUGGCUGCAGUCUUGGAUUGAGCAGCCUCAGGAUACCCGGUGGAAGGCAGCAGGAUGGAUGGUUAGCCGUUUGGUGUGUGUUCUGAUGAUAUGUUGUAUUGUGUCCUCCUUCUAGUGAAUUGCCUUGUGCCACUGCUGAUACCAAAUUUGGGGAUUCCACGUAGCCUGCUUGGAAGAAGCUUGUGGCAAGACCUCUUGAAGACAUAAGAAGGCCAUUUCUCUCUGUGGCAGUGAUGUUGAGGUUAAUCUCUUCUCUAGCAGCUUGCCCUCGAAGAAUAUUCUGUGAGCUGUGACCCACGAUAUCAUCAAUAUAGACUGAUUCCAAGAUUCUCAUGUCACUAUUGAAUGUAGCAGUUGUGGUUUGUUGAUCCGAUACUGUUGUUCCCUGAUGUGUUUGCAUCUGACUAUUACUUUGUUGUUGUUGAUUGGUCGUUGCCAGUGGACUGCUUGCCUGUUUGGUUCUCAGUUGCACCAAAGAGAGUUGGCUGCUGUGUAGUAAUUUAGUCGCUCUCAUCUUCAGACUAUAGUUUGGUAUGCCAGUAUAUGGGAUCCCUGCUUCUUCCUGUUCAACUUUUGUCUGGCAUCUGUGAAUGGAAUGUCCGAACAUACCACAAUAAUAGCACAAAUCUGGUAGUUUUUCAUAUUUGAAAUCCACCCAUUCCUUGAUACCAUUGUCUGAGGUGUUAGAGAAUCCUCGUGGUAGUGGUAAGUGAAUAUUAACUUCAGCACGGAACCGGAGUAUAUGUUGUCUCCAGAGAGGAACAUGAACAUUGAUGUCAGCUUCCACAUAGGCAUGGAAGAGGCUCCCUAUACUCCUUGCAUUUUCCUCCGUUAUGUCGUCUGGAGGAAGGUUGAUCGCUUGAAUCCAGAAGGGGUUGGAAUCAAAGCGCACACGAGCUAGAGGUAUGUUACCGGGCCAUUCUUUUAUCAAAAUCAGCUGGUUCUGUAUGUUCCAUGGCCUCUCAGCCAGAAUGUAGUCGUAGUCUUCCUUUUUAGUGAGUUUCAUUGUGAAGACAUUUUCUGGAUAUCUAGCUAUGGUGAUGUCGCCUCGUAGUUUCCAUGCGUCUUCUAUCAUGUUUUGGAUUGCAAAUGUGCCAUACUUUUUGUUUUCAGUUAUGAUUUUUGCAGCCAGCAUCAGUCUUUCUUCUUGAGCAACAAGUUGUUGGUUUCGCUUGAGGGUCAAGCAGGGUUCAGUGAUAUGUAUUUGUUGUGUUCGGUUGAUGAGUUCCAUUAUUGGCCCCUGGUGCGCCAAAUUAGAUCCUGCCCGGAUGUUUUGCCCUCUUGUAUUGAUUUCUGACUGGUUCAUAGGCUGCUGAGGGGCCUUUGGUGGUUGGUUUAAAACCUUGUGGGCUGGGGCAACUCCUGUUGUGUUUCUAUUGGAGCUUUCUCCUCUGAACAAUGGUGGUCUUCCCACCAUCGCUGCAUAAGUUAUCUUUUCUUCUGAGCCUCGUGGGAGGGCCACGCUGUUUGGGACUGCUGUUGUUUGGUGUUGUUUAGCUCCGCUUUCUUCAUUGGCAUUCUUGGUCCUCCUUGGUGUUGUAUUUCUGGGUUUUGGUGGAGCUCUUGGUUUACUGUCUGUUUUUGGGGUAGUCUUCCUUGUUGGUCUGCCCUUCUUGGGUUGCUGAGUGCCUGGAAUCUGUAUAGCAUAGAAGGUGGUUACGGGGAUUUGUUGCCUCAUUUCAGUUGUCUGGUUUGGAUUGUUUAAAGGGAUUUCUGUGGUUGCUGCGUUCAGUUGAGUGAUGGUGAUGGUAUUUGGAUCAGUAGGUGUUUGAUUUGGGUUAAAACUGUUUUUCACAUCUGCUGGUGGUGAAUCGUUUCUGGGUAUAGGAAAAGGUGGAGCCAUAUUAGAUGUAUUGUUGAUCUUGUGGGUGUUGUGAUUUGUUUUUGGUUUGUGGGUUAUGGCUUUUAUACUUGAGGCGAUUAGGAUGAAGAACAGAAGGGAUAAUUGUCUUUGAAAUUUGUUCAGGUGUUUGAGUAUAAUCUGAGAUUUCCAUGAUUGAAAAAUUUGUUCAUGCAGAAGGCUAGCCGUAAUUUGUUGAAUCGAUAUGCCAUACAUCUUCCCUUGAUUUAAAUGUAGCUUGCACGAGUUGAUCUUUCCGAUGCCCAAGGUCUGAUGAUUAAGUGCCUAGGUUAUCUAGAAUUAGGGGAAUAAUUAGAAAGAUACUGGAUGUGGAUCUUUUGUUCCUUCGGUUUCUGGUAGUGUAAUUAAGAUACCUGCACUGCUGUAGAUUUACCCCCCUCGACUGGAUCCAGGUGUAAUUGCCGCACCUUUUCCAAAUUUGGGAAGAUAAACAGUGUAAGAUAGGUAAUAAUUGCUUUAUUAGAUGAUGAUGCCUGGAGAUAGACUCAUUGAGUGUGGGUGGGUGGAUCUUUAAUUGUUGAAGGCGGUGGUGGAUGGCGGAUAUUGAUCUGAAGAGAAAUUUCCUUUCCGGCGAUAAACCCUAAUUUUUAGGGAGAGAAUUUUUCCUUCCAUCCGCCUGUGUAGCUUGCUAUUAAAAAACAAUUCACUUUUUUUAUUUAAUUUACAUGAUUGAGGAAAUAUUAGUUGUAAGAUUGAUUCCUGUUUUUCA